AUGGGGGCCACAGACAGCGAAUUUUAUUUACUUUCAGGAGGGGCGGGUAAAGGUGGCGGAGAGGACCCCGGGAAGUCGCCCGAGCAGGAAGAGGGGGCGCAGCCCCAGGUCCUGCACGGAGCGGGCCAUUGUAAAUGGUUCAAUGUGCGGAUGGGGUUUGGAUUUAUAUCAAUGACCAGCCGCGGGGGAAGUCCGGUGGAUCCUCCUUUGGAUGUGUUCGUACACCAAAGCAAGCUCUUCAUGGAGGGGUUCCGCAGCCUGAAAGAGGGGGAACCCGUGGAGUUCACCUUUAAGAAAUCCUCCAAGGGCCUGGAGUCCCUCCGUGUAACGGGCCCGGGCGGUGGGCCUUGUGCCGGGAGCGAAAGGAGACCUAAAGGGAAGACCAUGCUGCAGAAACGAAAACCAAAGGGAGACCGAUGCUACAACUGUGGCGGCCUGGACCACCAUGCCAAGGAGUGCAGCUUACCGCCGCAGCCAAAGAAAUGCCAUUACUGCCAGAGCAUCACACACAUGGUGGCACACUGCCCCCACAAGACUCUCACAACCCCCGUGCCCUCCAGCUCUCAGGGAAGAUUCGGCACAGAACCGCAGCCCUCUACCUCCACCUUUGCCAUGCCCCCGUACCCGCCCGAACCCGGCGAGGGGCGUGGACGCUCCCCGCGGGAGGCUUCCCCAAACAGUAAGUCGUCCGGCUCCCCGGAAGAUCCCGUGCAGAAGGGGCCCUCGGUCCAGAAACGGAAAAAAACCUGA
Messenger RNA from Megalops cyprinoides (Indo-Pacific tarpon), 750 nucleotides. RefSeq names its product protein lin-28 homolog B-like. Gene Ontology annotation, molecular function: zinc ion binding; nucleic acid binding. Bases 1 to 750 code for a protein of 249 amino acids. NCBI's taxonomy places the organism in Eukaryota, Metazoa, Chordata, Actinopteri, Elopiformes, Megalopidae. The transcript is spliced from 4 exons. The record is from RefSeq and is a predicted model, not a curated record.